AUGUCCGAGGGCAGAAAUCCGCCCACGAGUGGUGGUUCGUCUUCCAAGAUUUCCGAAGGAGAAGCAGACCUUUAUCUAGACCAAUACAACUUCACCACCACUGCAGCAAUUGUGGGGUCUGUAGACCGUAAAAUAUUCGUGCUGCUGAGAGACGGACGCAUGCUUUUUGGUGUGCUAAGAACGUUUGACCAAUACGCUAAUCUGAUACUCCAGCAUUGCGUGGAGAGAAUAUACGUGACAAAACAGAACCAAUACGCCGAAUGCGACCGCGGCGUUUUCAUGGUGCGUGGUGAAAAUGUGGUUAUGCUCGGAGAGGUGGACAUAGAUCGUGAAGACCAGCCUUUGAGUGAGAUGCAACAAAUACCGUUCGACCAGGCGUUGGCGGUGAAAAAAGCCCAGGACGAGGCCAGGUUCGCCUCGGAGAGCAAGAAGGGCAUGCUCAUGGCCCAGCACGGUCUCAUUUACGAAUUCCACAAAUCCGAUAUAUAUUGA
This is a messenger RNA of Lachancea sp. 'fantastica', 492 nucleotides long. Lineage: Eukaryota; Fungi; Ascomycota; Saccharomycetes; Saccharomycetales; Saccharomycetaceae. The record is from the annotation of a GenBank genome assembly.